AAUAUGAAUCUAACUUCAUGUAUUUCUGAAUGAGAAGCUAAUACUGUGUGAAGACCAGACUGCUCAGCUCCCUGGCUGCUGCUGGGGGCUGUUUAAGAGGCAGAGCAGAGAGACAGGAGGGAGGGAGAGAGAAGGGGAGAGGGAGGGGGAGGCCGGCCGCCCUGCAGCGUCUGUCUGCGGGAACAGGCGAACUUACAGAGCACGGCUGGCUGGAGGAGUCGACGGGGGAAAACGACUCGUCCCUGGAAAUGCGUUACAGCUAGCUAAAAUACAAGGGCUUUCGAUCUGAACUGCAAAACAGUGCCUCGUUUUUUGUUUUUUUCGCGGUCAUGUGUAUUUAAGAGUCUUAUCUCGUCGUUAAAGGCCCCUUUUUUGGCUUGGACUCAAACGCAAAGCUAUUCAGACCGAUUUUACCCCCUCAUGUCGGUCUUGUUCAGCUUGUUCAGGAAGAUUUUACCCGACGGGCUCGACGCCGCAGUUUGGAUUUCUGGCAGAUAAUCUCGUCGCAUUUUUCAUAGACACCGUCUGAGUCCCAAAAAACUGCUCGACUGUGAGUGAAGAAAAAGGGGGAGCCAGGUGGUAAGAAGCUGCCAAAUGUUUGUUACUAGCUGACGGAGCUAGCUCGGUAGCUAACUAACCGAAAUGGACUGUCAGGACAGCCGUCGGAGAAUUCAGCCACAUCGAGGGAGCUGCUUGCGGUGAAAUUAAAAUUAGCAAACCCCUGUCAGCUGUUUAGAUUCAGCACUAGGUACCGAGUUAGCCGAGAGAGAGAGACUCUUCGGUUUGUCAGUUUUAUUUUGGUGACUCGCUGAUGUCGGGACGGCGGAGAUUUCGCUAGCUUUAGCCAAGUAACGUUAACGUUAACGGCGAAAUACAGCCAGAUGAAAUGUAAGGAAGUCACAUAGCGAUCUUGCUAAUCCUGCCGCAAACUCUCAGUGCUUGGUUAGCUAGCUAAGCUGGCUUGCUGGAAAGCAGACGGAUCGAUUGAAGCUAACCGUUAACCCAGACACGGCACUCGGGGCGAAGCUGUUCCUGAAGCAGGGAAUAAAAUCAUGUGUCGCCCGUUCACAGUCGCACUCGUUCACUCUGCUGUUGUACUCUUCCCUCCGAGCGAAUGAGCUCGGAUACUCGACUGGAAAGAAGAAAAGGAGGAAAAAUACAGCCCUGACUCGGAGCAGUGCUCUAACACUUCAGAAGGGAGGAAAAACCAUGGACGGGAUGGCAGUCUUGGGCCGGGUGUCUGUUCUGGCGUUGGGGCUUUGCGCCGUGCUGCUGCUGAGCCCCGUGGCUGCUGCUCAGAGUGAGGAGAGAGAGUGUGCAUUUAAUGACCAGCACCAGCAGUUUGACGAGCAGAGCGUGGCUGGUGAUUGGCGUGUGACGCGGGAAAACAACACAAUCCUGUGCAGCAAAAGCAGCCGCUGCUAUGGCCUCUGGGAGAAAACCCACGACGGGGACAUCCGCCUGGUUAAACAAGGCUGCUGGACCUACAUUGGAGACCAACAGGAUUGCCAUGACGACCGUUGCGUGGUGACCACCACACCGUCACAGAUCCAGAAUGGCACCUACCGUUUCUGCUGCUGCAGUACAAACAUGUGCAAUGUCAACUUCACAGAGAACUGGGUUCCCAGCCCUACUAGCGCGACCAUAUUGGACCCUCGGCCUCUCUACCGUGAGGAGGCCAUCUUCAUCGCCCUGGCGUCUGUUUCCAUAGUAGCUGUUCUCAUCGUGGCACUCUUUUUCGGCUACCGCAUGCUGACAGGAGACCGUAAGCAGGGCCUGCACAAUAUGGACAUGAUGGAGGCAGCAGCGUCUGAGCCCUCUCUCGAUCUGGAUAGCCUGAAACUGUUGGAGCUGAUUGGCCGAGGACGCUAUGGCUCUGUGUACAAGGGCUCACUGGAUGAACGUCCAGUGGCAGUAAAAGUCUUCAGUUAUGCAAACCGACAGAACUUUAUCAACGAACGUGCAAUUUACCGAAUCCCCCUGCUGGAGCACGACAACAUAGCACACUUUAUCGUGGGAGACGAGCGACUGACAACAGACGGGCGGAUGGAGUACCUGCUGGUGAUGGAGUACUACCCACAUGGCUCUCUUUGUCGGUACCUCAGUCUGCAUGCGCUGGACUGGGUCAGCUGCUGCCGUCUCGCCCACUCAGUCACCAGAGGACUGGCCUACCUGCACACGGAGCUCCUUAGAGGAGAUUCAUACAAACCUGCGGUGUCACACCGGGACUUAAACAGCAGAAAUGUCCUGGUCAAGAAUGAUGGCACAUGUGUGAUCAGUGAUUUCGGCCUGUCUAUGAAACUGACAGGAAACCGCCUUGUCCGCCCUGGAGAGGAGGAGAAUGCUGCCAUCAGUGAGGUUGGGACCAUUCGCUACAUGGCCCCAGAGGUACUGGAGGGGGCAGUGAACCUAAGGGACUGUGAGUCUGCCCUAAAGCAGGUGGAUAUGUACGCCAUCGGCCUGAUCUACUGGGAAACCUUCAUGCGCUGUACAGACCUCUUCCCAGGGGAGACCGUACCAGAGUACCAGAUGGCUUUCCAAGCAGAGGCAGGGAACCACCCAUCCUUCGAGGAUAUGCAGGUGCUGGUGUCCCGAGAAAAACAGAGACCAAAGUUCCCCGAGGCCUGGAAGGAGAACAGCCUGGCUGUGCGUUCUUUGAAGGAGACGAUGGAGGACUGUUGGGAUCAGGAUGCAGAGGCUCGUCUGACAGCUCAGUGUGCAGAGGAGCGCAUGGCAGAACUGCUCCUUAUAUGGGACAGGAACAAAUCUGUCAGCCCUACAGUCAACCCUAUGAGCACAGCACUUCAGAAUGAGAGGAAUCUCACCCACAGUCGCAGGGUUCCAAAGAUGGGGCCUUACCCUGACUACUCCUCCUCGUCUUAUAUCGAGGAUCACGAGGGCAUGGUGAAGAACCUUCCUGGAGAUGUGUCCACCUCAGGCACGUCCUCAGUGAGUGGCAUGGGUGUGAGCGGCAUCAGCACAGGCACAGGGGGCGCUGGAGAGAAGAACAGGAACUCGAUAAACUAUGAGAGACAACAGGCCCAAGCCCAGGCCAGGCUCCCAAGCCCAGAGACCAGUGGAGCCAGUCUCUCCACAACCACCACCACCGCAGGCCUCACCCCCAGCACAGUCAUGACCACCAUCUCUGAGCUGGGCCACUCUGAGGAGGCUGGUGCUGGGGGCAGUGUUCCUGUGUGCCUGCAGCUGACUGAGGAAGACCUGGAGACCACAAAACUGGACCCUAAGGAGGUGGACAAGAACCUGAAGGAGAGUUCUGAUGAGAAUCUGAUGGAGCAUUCACAGAAACAGUUCAGCGCUCCUGACCCACUCAGUUCAGGCAGCUCCAGUCUGCUCUACCCCUUCAUAAAGCUGGCAGCAGAGGUGACUGGAGGGGCUGGAGGUGGGACACAGGCAGAGUUCGGAGCAGGCAGCAGCGGAAUGGGCGAUGCCCCGCCAGCCAUGUUCCCUCUUCCUAAGCAGCAGAACCUCCCUAAGCGCCCCACCAGUCUGCCUCUCAACACGAAAAACCCCAGCAAGGAGUCCUCCUCCUCUCGACUGAAGUUCGGUAAGCACAAGUCUAAUCUGAAGCAGGUGGAGACAGGUGUGGCCAAGAUGAACACAGUAGCAGCUGUGGAGCCUCAUCUGGUCACUCUUACCAACAACGGCCCCGCGGUACGGAGCGGAGUGGGAGUUGUGGUAGUUAACGGCUACGUUAACAGCUCCUCUGGCCCAUUUGGGACCACAAACCCAGCCGGGCCACAGGGUGAGGGAGGGGCACCACUUCUUCAGAGCCAGCUUAGCGGAGAGGACAGCCGCCUCAACAUCAACAUCAACUCUAGCCCUGACGAGCAUGAGCCGCUGCUGAGGAGAGAGCAACCUGCUGCUCGCGACCACACGGGCCGCACAAACUCCAACAACAACAACAGUAACAUCCGCACUUCUGCUCCUAUUGCGCCUACUCGUCCUGCUGCUGCUGUUCUACCCACAGAGCCACCAGCCCAGCCCUCAGUGCCACAGGUAAAGGAAGAAGUUCCUUUGAGACAGCCCAAGCCCAGGAGACCUGAGCGACCCAACUCACUGGACCUGUCAUCCACUUCGCAGGACUCCUCUCUGUCCGGUGAGGGCUCGUCUCAGGAGGGAAAAGCCGGAUCAGGUGAGAAGAUAAAGAAACGUGUGAAAACGCCUUACUCUUUGAAGCGGUGGCGCCCCUCUACAUGGGUCAUCUCCACGGAUACGCUGGAUGGAGAGGUGAACAACAAUGGGGCAGGUGGAAGACAGGGUGCAUCGGGUGCCACCCGCUCCAAAUCCAGCACUGCUGUGUUCCUGGUGGGAGGAGGAACUGCCACCGCCACCCUCUCCUCUGACCCACCUGGCAUGACCUGCCUGUGAACUCUGCCCAUUGAACCCUGCUGAGAAAGGGCCAAGAUCAGCUUGUUGAUACUGGAGGGUUUGGCAGCAUGUUAUUUGUUUCCCAAGAUCCUAUUUGACAUCCAGUAAGAGAAAGUUUAAGGGGAGAGAAAGAGAGAGAGAAAAGAAACCGUUUUGGGAACGCAGACUCUCAGACGUAAUUUGCAAGCACUUAACAUCGUAAUAUGGAACUUCUCCGACUUUCUUUGAAGAAAUUGCUUUAAACCGUACCCAGCUAUGCAGCAACAUUGGCUUAAAAUGCUUCCAUUAUUUUUGUUGUUCCAUUUUAAAUCAAAGUAUGAUUGUAUGUAUGGUCGUUGGAUAAUUACUUUCUUUUAUUUGUUGCACUUUUUUUAUAAGUAAUCUUAAUCACACAGUUAAAUCUGUUUCCUCUGACCAUGUGUAAGGCUGGUCUUAAAACUAAAAAAAAGAAAGAAUAUGACAAUGUGUUGAUUUAACAAUCAUGCUAGACUGCGUUUAUGGACACGAACGAAAUCUAGUCCAUAUAAAAAAGUCAAUAGUAAAAGCAGUGGUCUCUAAGACACAGUUGACUGCAGUCAAAUCUGUUUAGAGGUUUUUAUACAUAGUACAUUCAUACGUUAUGUUUUUGUUGUAUGUAAUAUCUGUGUAUCCCCCAUUUUUGUAUUACAUUUUGAAAUGUGCAAUAGGCUUUAGCUUUGAGGUGCUCUUUAAGACUUACGUUCUAUAUUUUUGCAGCAUUUUUUUAAUAAUAUUGUUAACUAUAUGGUGCACUUACCAGCAACCUUGUGUUUAUACAUGCACCCCAGUUUGCAUCUUAUGGAUGACAAUCCUUUACCUUCUUAUCAAUCCCAUCAAACCUGAGAAGGAGAAGCAAACAAUCAAAAAAAUGGGGUGUCUGUUUGUGUUCUUUGUUUUUAUCUUUACUUCAAAUGUUGGAAGUGCACAGGAGAUGGUUGAAAGCUUGCAAGCUCGAAGGACAGAAGAUUUUCAGUUCUGUUACAGUCUGAGUCAAGCUCCAGCUCAGUCUGGUCUCUGGAAUAAAGUUCUCCCUUCUCAGCAGACACUAAAGUAUAUACAUGUACCCCACUCGUUCACAUGGUCCGUUUUGCGGAGGGGCGGACUGGUCCUCCGCACGUGCGCCGUGGAACGACUGGUGUCUGUGUGGGGAGCGAGUAUGUGUCUACGGCAACAGUCUAACGCAUCGCUCUCUCUGUCUGUAUCUGCGUAAAGGUAUGUGUAAGAGUGCCUGAGCAGUUGUGGCAUUCGAUUUCGCACUUCUGCUGAAAGCUCUCUGCUUUACUCAGCUCCCCGGAGCACAGGUAUGCAAGAGAGUGGACAAGUCAAGUGGCUUAGGUCAAGUUGCUCUCUGCAUUCCACUGUCACAGUUAGCACAGUCAACACGACGUACAUAGUUCAAAUGUAAUUUAUAUGUAUUGUUACACUACAUACAGCUGGAAGUUAAUGUAUACAUUACUGUGCAUUAUUACAGCUACUUCAGUUCUUUCUUUUUCCAACCUCUGUUUAUGAAAACUGUAAUGAAAUGACAGUCUUGUAUAAUGAGAAAUUGUGAUUAUGCUCAUAUGUAUCAGACUUCAGAGUAAGAGUACUGAGCGUUAGUACUUACCUUUCAUUUUCUUAUGAGUACAAUCAUAUUGACAAAGGGAAACUGACUCUAGAUCAGCGCUCUUAGCCUCGUAGGCUGAUACAUAUGCGUCCUGAGGUCUUUUUUAGCUGUUACUCCUCAGUUGCUAGUUUUUGUUUUAGCUAUUUUUAUUUUCCUUUUUUUUUACGUAGUGCCAAGGGCCAAACCUCAAAUCUGUAUGUUAAGAUUGUGUCUGAAGCAAGGCUGUUAUUUUUAUUAUUAUUCUAAUGAAAUCUGUGAGAUGUUUAUAACCAUGUAUAACUGUCAUACUUGCAUUUUAUUUUUCUCUGUAAUGUCCCUUUUAAGUUUAUUGGCAGUUUAAGGGUUGCGCUGUCAUCCAUCACGUUGGGUUUUCCCUCAUCUUGAUGCAAUUCAGUCCUUCAUGUGUAAGAGCAGUUUGAACAAAGGUUGCUGUCAUGCCUGCAAAACCAAACAAAAUUUAUCAGUGCCACUAGAAUCAUAAUCAGACAUAAUUAUUGUGUUUUAAACGUUGCAUCCCAUUGUUUUAAUCACCCUCAUUCUAAACUGACUUUUGAGGGCAGUUGAUGCGUCUACCAGCUAAAUUUCUUCCCUUGCCACAAUUACUGCCUCUGGAGUCGGAUGCAUUCUGCAGACGGUUUGAAAGCUGCAGAACUGCUGUGAGCUUCAGACUUGAGCCAUUCAAAUAAUUACAUAUUGAUGCUCCGUUCUGGAAAACCGUGUGAUGCUGCAAGGCAAAGCUUUCCCAAAUAGAGACUAAUGUAAAAUUCUCUCUCCAAGCAUACUGUAUCCAUCGUAAAUUACAGUAAAGUUCUUAGUAAUGAGGAAACAGUAAACCACUUACAAUGUGCCAAGUCCGCUUUGGACUAGGCUCUCUAUGGAAGUGGUGAGAAAACUGUUCUAGCUAACGACUGAAAAUGAGAAAUCUUUUGCAUUUCCUCGUAUCUAAAUUGUUGAUGUGAAAAUCGUCCUUUUCUUUGUGUGUGUGUAAUAUAGGCUCACCGAUGUGGUGUAAAUAUAUCUGUAUAUAGUGCAGUUGCCUGCGCAUAUACAGAAGACUCAACUGUUGCUGUGGGACCAAGAGAUAAUGCUACAACACUGUGAUUAUUUAUCUCUAGAUAAAAUAGCACAGUAAUGCAAGCCAGAUCGGAAUUACAUGUUAUGUACAUGUUGUUCAUCUCUGGAGCCAAACGAGUGAAAAAUGUAAAGAAAUAUGAUGCUUAUUACCCCUAUACAAGAUAAAGUAGUACCUCCACAUGUUUAAGAAUUCUCAGUGUUCCCAGCUCUCUGUGUUUUCCCAUUGACUAGAUGUUUGAUUUCAAAAUGAAGAUGAAUAUUGGAGAGGAAUAUUGGCACAGAAUUUAAGUUUGCUCGGUGAAUCAAUCCUCUGGGCUACAUAAUAAUUUUGUCAAUCUUUACACUAGUGACCACCUCUACAUUUUCUAUAAACCCCUCUACAGUACUGAAUAGACUGAAGCUCUAUGGGCAGAUGUCCUGGACUCAGAUUAAGUUUAUUAUGUUUAGUGCUUUAUUGGAUUUUAAAUGGAAAUUCAGCAUUGCCAGACUGAUUCAGUUCAGGACUAGGCUAAUCUGUGUGUGGAACACUUUCCUUCUAUCCCUUUAAUGCCAGCCAUCGAGCUCUGGGCUGUACUCUAGAGUAAACAUGGCAGCUUUUGGUUAUGAGGCUGUCACAUGGCUUGAACUCAACCUUGCUUGUAAAGACUGAUUGAGGUGAAAGUAGGCCACGUUGCUAGUUUUCUAACAAAAUCAUGUCUGUUGAACUACACCCACUCAUAUCAUAUAAAUAUAAAGCUUAAUAUGCAAUUCAGUAAUAUAAAUCUAAAUAUGCAUUUCAAACGGCCCCGAAACUGCCAGUUCCACUAAACGCAAAAGGAAUGCAAGUUGAUUCAUAAAUCCCAAAACCACUGCACCUCUUUUCAAAUCCAGGCAUGCACAUAAAUGUCCAAGUUUAACUGGGCGAGCGGUAUGUCAUCUUAAAAUCCUCAAGAAGCUAGAAGAGUAGUUGAUUUUCUUUUGUAUGUCUAUGUGUGAAUGUGAAUGAAAGGUAUUUGUUCAUGAUGGGCUGCUGUUUUUUCUUUUUUUUUUCUUUCAAUCUGUUAAAUUCAUACUGACGCUGAAGGCUCCAUUCAGAUCUGUGGCCCCUGCAUAGAGUGUUGCUCAAAAAAGCCACUGAAAUGUUUUCUAUUACAGCUUGUAAAGUAAGCGCUUUGAGAAAAAGAACAAAUGAUAACUCUACUCAGUUUAGUCUACUCAGAAAGAUAUAUGUUUAAAUGCCAUUUAGAAAUAAAGCUUGCUGUACAACCCUGCAUUACUCAGUUGAUUAAAGAUUAUAUUAAUGAA
This is a messenger RNA of Colossoma macropomum (tambaqui), 8371 nucleotides long. RefSeq names its product bone morphogenetic protein receptor, type II b (serine/threonine kinase) (gene bmpr2b). Bases 1210 to 4389 code for a protein of 1059 amino acids. The record is from RefSeq and is a predicted model, not a curated record. Gene Ontology annotation, cellular component: plasma membrane; signaling receptor complex. The transcript is spliced from 13 exons. Gene Ontology annotation, biological process: cellular response to growth factor stimulus; vasculature development; protein phosphorylation. Gene Ontology annotation, molecular function: transforming growth factor beta receptor activity; ATP binding. Lineage: Eukaryota; Metazoa; Chordata; Actinopteri; Characiformes; Serrasalmidae.